ACAAAAAAAAAAUGAAACAAUAAAGAAUUAAUUUUAAUUUAAGUUCCAAUCCAAAACUUAUAUUUUCUCUCUUUUGAUGUCACCAAAUUCUUCAUCCUAUAUUCAUCAAGAGAGGGUAAAUUGAGUUGUUUUUAUUUUUAAGAUUACAAAUCUUAUAUUUUAAGAAGGUUUAUCUAUUGAUAUCUUUGAGCGACUUAAUUGUCUGUUAUAGCAGGUUAAUUAUACUUAUAGUAUUUGAAACAAUGCUUGCUCUAUCUUCAUCAUUGAGCUACAAAAAUGAAAGGGAAAAUUAUGAUUUAUUCCAAGAUUUUUCCCAUGGGAAUUUAAUCGACACCAUCGAUUUUGAUGACUUUUUCGAUGAAAUCAACGGUGGAGAUUUACUGCCAGAUUUCGAAUUUUUUUGUGAAGAAUCUGCUAUUCAUGGAAAUAUGAAAUCUAAGUCAAAAGAAGCUAAAAAAUCAUCUAGCAAAAUCAAAAAUCCUCAAGGAAAGAAAAAAGUAAAGUUGGAUUGGACUCCAGAGCUACAUAGGAAAUUUGUAAAAGCAAUAGAGAAAUUAGGUGUUGAUAAGGCAGUCCCAUCAAGAAUUUUGGAGCUUAUGGCUACUCAUGGUCUCACUAGACAUAACAUUGCUAGUCAUCUUCAAAAAUAUCGAGCUCAUCAAAAACAUUUACUAGCGAGAGAAGCUGAAGCGGCGAGCUUGAACCAUAAAAAACAAAUGUAUAGCGAAGCCACCACAAUCGGAGGCGGACGAAAGAGAAUUUUGAUGAACCCCUGGCCCGCACCUCCAACCAUGGGUUUCCCACCCAUGGCUCAUCAUGUUAGACCCUUACAUGUUUGGGGGCAUCCACAUGUAAAUAAUUCUUUUUGGCAUCCACAUUAUCAAAGGGUAUCGAAUUCUCUUGCACCAGGCACUCCUUGUUUUCCUGCGCCAAUAACAUCCGCGAGAUUUGCAGCACCUCUAAUGGUCCCAGGCAUCCCACCAAGCCCUGCCAUCAUCAAAGUUGACACAAUUGCCUCUGAUUUGCAUCCCUUGAGAUCAAUUGAGAUGUCUAGAUGUACUUCGCUCUUAAUGUUGGAGUGCCUACUUACUAACUAGAUUGUGCUCACGCAUUACGUCAGUCAAAUGAGAGCAUAGAUGCAGCUAUUGAAGAUGUUUUAGCAAAGCCACAAUUGCCACUUCCCAUAGGACUCAAACCUCCAUCAAUUGACAGUGUGUUGAAUGAAUUACAACGUCAAGGGAUUACCAAAAUACCCCCAAC
This is a messenger RNA of Solanum pennellii, 1260 nucleotides long. RefSeq names its product transcription activator GLK1-like. The transcript is spliced from 8 exons. Gene Ontology annotation, biological process: positive regulation of DNA-templated transcription. Gene Ontology annotation, cellular component: nucleus. Gene Ontology annotation, molecular function: transcription cis-regulatory region binding; DNA-binding transcription factor activity. The record is from RefSeq and is a predicted model, not a curated record. The coding region runs from base 243 to 1097 and encodes 284 amino acids. Lineage: Eukaryota; Viridiplantae; Streptophyta; Magnoliopsida; Solanales; Solanaceae.